Poecilia latipinna (sailfin molly) is the source of this 1949-nucleotide messenger RNA. RefSeq names its product forkhead box protein D2-like. Gene Ontology annotation, biological process: regulation of transcription by RNA polymerase II; cell differentiation; anatomical structure morphogenesis. The coding region runs from base 70 to 885 and encodes 271 amino acids. Gene Ontology annotation, molecular function: DNA-binding transcription factor activity, RNA polymerase II-specific; RNA polymerase II cis-regulatory region sequence-specific DNA binding. The transcript has a single exon. NCBI's taxonomy places the organism in Eukaryota, Metazoa, Chordata, Actinopteri, Cyprinodontiformes, Poeciliidae. The record is from RefSeq and is a predicted model, not a curated record.
CUUCCCAUUAGACAGGCUCUGAUUUCCCCUGUUGGGGCCGUAGUCUCUCCAUUGGCUACCCUCUGGACCAUGACGCUGGAAAACAGACCCAUGGAUGAGACGGACAUUGACGUGGAGGGUCAGAGCGACUGUGAAGACGCGGAGUUUUCUGUGUUCAGUGAGAAAUCCGCGUCCUCUGCUGCUGCUGCUGCUGUCCCCAAACAGGACGGUCAGAGCAGGAGAUCCGCCUCUAAGCCUCCGUUCUCUUACAUCGCUCUCAUCACCAUGGCGAUCCUCCAGAGUCCGAAGAAGAGGCUGACCCUCAGUGAGAUCUGUCACUUCAUCCUUCAGCGCUUCGCCUAUUAUCGGGAGAGGUUCCCGGCGUGGCAGAACUCCAUCCGCCACAACCUGUCGUUAAAUGACUGCUUCGUGAAAAUGCCACGGGAGCCCGGGAAUCCUGGCAAGGGGAACUACUGGACGCUGGAUCCCAUGUCGGCCGACAUGUUCGCAAACGGGAGCUUUCUUCGCAGGAGGAAACGUUUCAAGCGGCAGGAGUUGUUUCUGGGAGCGCUCAAGGAGCACAGGGCGCAGGAGCGACGCAGCCCGGCUGCCGGGUCGCCGUUUGGCUCCGGACUCCACUGUCCCGAUUCAAGCCUCCGAGCGGGCUCGGGAGGCCGGGUACGUCUUCAAGUUUGUCCCGGGUUGCCACCUGCGGGCUGCAUGAUCCCAGCGCUCUCCUCGCUCCUCUCCCGGAAUCCUGUGCUCAUGUUUGAACACUGGAACUCAGGAUUCCCAGCAAUAGCUCCAAAUCUCGUCCUUCCUUCCGCCUCGCUGCACGGAUUACCGUCCUAUCCAGCUUCUCAGAUGCCAGUUUUCCCCUUGAAAGUUUCGCCAUGCUUGAUCUAAAAUAUUGCAUUUAUUUGAACUACAAACAUCCAGACGGCAUAACGGUACAUAUGUUUCUCAGUCCAACAGGCCGUGUUUAUAAAAAUAAAUGACUCUCACAUUUAGUGCUGGUUUAAAUAAAUCUGUUUAAUUAUAAACUAAUAGUGUCAGUUUGAAUUAAUUAAACGAUUAUAACUUAUGCUAUUUUUUUCAAUUGUGAAAAAGUCAAGUAUAAAAAUAUUUAAGAAAAACUGAGACAAAAAAAACCCAAUAAAUAACCAAUAAUCAGACAGUAUUCAGGCAUCAGAGAGACGCAUAUUUUCGAUGAAGAAAAGUAAUUUAGGGAAAAACAUGCGACACAUAAUCAUUCAUUACAUUUACGACGGACUAAAGUAACGAUAUAUAGAACUGCUUUUAUAUAAUUUUAGACUACAAGUUGAAUUUAUUUUUGGAUGUUUGUGUCAUGUUUGAAAAAGGCCCAGAUUUAAAUGUAAGAAGUGCUGACUAUCACAGAUGAAAUCAUCGGUAGGUGAUAUCAAAUUUUCAAACGACACUGUAUACUGCAGUUUGAUUGCAAUGUGGAAACAGACUAAUCUGUAACUUGUUCAUUGUAAAAUCAAAAAAUAUACCAAACUGAUAAAUACACGAAAGGCUAUAAGAUUUAAUCAGACUUUAGAGUUAGGGAGACCCGUAUUUUAAUGCCUUUCCCUUAAACUUAAGUAAUGUUUACUAUUCUUGCACAUGAAAUGUGUUUACAUAAAAUAUAGAGGAAAAUAUUAAUAAAAUCAAACCGAAAAACACUUUUUGUUUUAUUUACCCUAGCCUGGUUUAAACCAGCUCCUUGUCCUGUUGCUGUGCUGCAAGCGAGAGUUUAUCCGAGCGGAAUUGUAGAGAAAGGCAAUGUCUAAAAUAUCUAUCUCCUAUUGAUUCUUCUGAAAUAUUUAUACAUUACUGUUUUUGUUUUUUGUUAUCUGAGGCAGAUAUUGAAGGUAGGAUGUGCAAAUUACAUGAGUGUAAGUGGAAGGAUGGACAUCUGCAGCUAAACAUUGUUCCCCUAUCCGUAUCAUUUGCAAAAAAAAAAAAAA